Macrosiphum euphorbiae (potato aphid) is the source of this 402-nucleotide messenger RNA. Lineage: Eukaryota; Metazoa; Arthropoda; Insecta; Hemiptera; Aphididae. The record is from the annotation of a GenBank genome assembly.
AUGAAGAAAGACUUAAAGAACUUGUUGAAUUUUACAGUACCUAAUGACAUUGAUAGUUUUGAUCUUGUGAAAUCAGAAAUUUUACUAUGGAAUCGUUAUCUAGAUGAUAGUAACAUUAAAACAAAAAAUGCCAUCAACAUAUUGAAUAAUUGCAAUUCAGAUUUAUUUCCAAAUGUUUUUAAGCUUUUGCAAAUACUGGUCACACUUCCUGUCACAUCUUGCGAAGCUGAAAGAUCAUUUUCUACACUCAAACGCAUUAAAACUUACUUAAGAAACUCAACGUCCGAAUUGAGAUUGAAUGGACUAGCUGCUCUCAAUAUUCACUAUGAUAUUGACGUCAAGUCCGAAGAAGUAAUACAGCGUUUAUCGAAUUUAAAGCGUCGUUUAGACUUUAUUUUAUAA